GGGCUGUCUUGCCAUGACAUCAGACAGUAACCCUGUGGAUAACACCGACAUUAAGAUUCAUGUAUGGUCCAACAGAUAUGUACAGUUUGCAAUUUGAUAUUCUUAAAUUCAGUACAACACUUUGUUAAAACAACACAAAAUCAGUGCGGGGGGCGAGCAGCACUUCAGCUUAAACACUGACUGGCUUUUCUUCGUCAACAACCUUCACAAUGGCCACCAUUCAGUGUAGUGCUGGUGUCUGCCAUAAUAGGAGCCGGGGCCUGGCUUUUCUAUUGUGUCUGCGGUCUAUGUUGUGUUUGUCUAUCUGAGUAACAGGCUGAAUUUGGAUCCAGAGCACACAGCCGAUGGAUAGUGAGUGAAUGAGUUGGUUUCUUUGAAUAGUCAGGAGUGAUAUACAGCAUUGGAUUUAUUUCUUCCAUUAGUAACUAAUAGGCAUCUGUGGCGUCAACGAGGGGCCCCGAAAUAACCCGGCCAGAAAAAGACCCAGAGAGGGGGACAGGAAGUGAGUUCAGAGCAUCUCAAGAGUCUGUCCGCAGUAGGUGUCUCACUCCAUCCCUCCACCAAGACCUCCACAUAAGACUACGUCAAAGCACAAUGGAAGGCACCAUUACUUCUCUCUGGCUGUUUCUCCUGCUCAACCAGCUGCCGUUCGGUCCGACGGAUGCAGACAGAGACCUGUCAACCAUGAAGGCGUAUUCGCAAAGAGCAGGAGAUCAAGGUGGCAGCUCAACCCCUGCUGUGGAGCCCAGCCUCACUACCAUUGGCCGCACUGACUCACCGGACCUAGACACCAACGGCACUCGUGCCGACUGCCUUAUCGACACCGAGAUGGGUUUGAUAGCUAUAGGCUCAGCAGGGGGGCUGAUUGUCUGCCUGCUAGUCGCCAUCGUGGUAUUGGCAUGCCAGGUGUGCCAGAUGCAGCGCCGGGCUUAUGCCCCCCGAACCUCCCGGUCCAACAUGGACUUGGUGAGCGGUACGGGCUACUGGGGCGUCGACAAUCCAGAGGCCGGAGGACUGGUCGGGCCGUGCGAUGCCAGUGUCAUGCUCGAGGAGGUGAGAGCAGACAGCGAGAUGGAGGAAGAGAGGCAGGUUGAAAGAGAAGAGGCUGGGGCAGGACUUGAGAAAGGGGCCACGGCUUUUGACCCUGAAGAGAAGACCUGUCUGAUGCAGAGCUCCAGCUCCAGAGAUUCCUGUCUGGAGAUUCCCAGGGAUCUAGAGGACAUGCCCCUUGUUGUGUGAGGAGGUAAACUCCAGCCCAAACAGCAACCAGUCAGUUCAGCUGAUGUGUUAUAUUUACGUUCUUUCCAGUUUAUUUCACCUCAUAGAAUUUAACUAAAACCUAACUAAAACAUGUAGGGCCACCUGGGCAUCGUUUGAAAUCCAGUAUACAAUACCAGAGAUGUUGCACCCAAACCAAAAAGAUCAUUUUUCGAUACCUUUCUUUGAGAAAUAGAAGCCAAAGUUGUCAAGUGUUAUAUAUCUUGUAUAUAGUGUAAAUCAUGCAAAAUUAUACUUUUAUCUAAUUAUCAGGAAGUUUACAAAUCCGUCAAUUCAUUCAAUAUCUGUUUUACUCAGUGCUACACACAUUUUAGUCAGGACCAAAAAACUAUUGUGGUUUAACCCAGUCCUGGUAGCGUGUAGAUAUUUUGAUGUUUUGUUCAAAAUUACUAUACCAUUUAGAAAAACGUAUAGAAAAAGACUCAAUUUAAAAUAUUUGUUUCUUGUGUCUGACAAUAAGAUGACCGAGAAGACCUCUCUGUUGUUCAGUCGGCAACAUUAUUCUUAUCAUAAAACUCUGUAAUUAUAAACACCUCCUCGGUUGCUCUUUCUGAACUUUCUUCUAUUUUUUUCCCAUUUAAGUUUUUUCUGGAGUUUUCCCUCAUCUGAGGUGUAUGCUGUACACACUGUAAAGCCGCUUGAGGCUGUAAAAGAGUGAGGUGUACAUAUUUCCAUAAGAAUUAGUUAAGUAUAACUUCUCAACAUCUAAUAUGAUACAUAUUUUUACACCCUUGCUUCAACAUUUGCCGUAAGACUGUUCGAUGUGGCUCAGUUUUCUGGUUUUACGACAUAAAUGAACAGACGAAAUAUAUUUAAGAAGCAGAUAAAAAGGUAACAAGUAGAUCAACACACGUUACAAGUAUCAAAAGAGAUGCCAAGACCUGUUCCUAGAUUUGACACCAGGGACCUCGAGUGCUGCCAAAGCCAUGUUGAAACGAUGGUUCAGAGAGUUUGGUACAAUGCCUGCUAAUAGUCCUUGAUGUAUUAAUAAAUCCUUGUUGACAGUUUAGCUGUCUAUGGUCUCCUGUACUGCAGACUAAUACUGCUGUCCUUUCAUAACACAUGAAACAGAGCCUGUUAAAAUAAAUUGAUUUUUGAAUUGUG
Molecule: messenger RNA, 2382 nt
Organism: Sebastes umbrosus (honeycomb rockfish)
Lineage: Eukaryota; Metazoa; Chordata; Actinopteri; Perciformes; Sebastidae
Exons: 3
Coding region: 595-1239 (214 amino acids)
Source: RefSeq, a predicted model, not a curated record